AUGACUUCUACAAACAGGACCAGUGAAAUAAUUGAAAAGCUUAAAGCAAGCAGACAAUGUCUCCUGGAGGAAAUAAAUGAAAAGCGUGAAUCCAACUGCUUUGUGGAAAGAAGCAAUCAAGUCAGCUCACUGAGAGUUCAAAAGAGGCAUUUCAGCACCGCCUAUCAGUCCUCUACUCACACUCAAAUUAAAGAAUCUGUUCCUGACAGUGGCAGGAGCUCCUGGAUUAAACGGAGUCUCCUUGCUCACCCAGAGAAAAAGCACUUUCCUGCAAAAAAUAAUGCCAUAUUUGGAUAA
Nyctereutes procyonoides (raccoon dog) is the source of this 297-nucleotide messenger RNA. It is a transcript of the gene SPATA45, whose product is annotated as spermatogenesis associated 45. Lineage: Eukaryota; Metazoa; Chordata; Mammalia; Carnivora; Canidae. The coding region runs from base 1 to 297 and encodes 98 amino acids. The record is from RefSeq and is a predicted model, not a curated record. The transcript has 2 exons.